UGCUGACCUGAGGCGGGACGCGUGGGGCGGUGCCCGGAAGCGGGUUGGUUGGUGUUAGGGGUGCGGAAGUGACUGCUGGAGGCCCGGGUUUCGGUUCUGUGGGCGGCAGGCUGAGGGGGAAAAGGGGAGCUCUAUCGCCGGCAGCUGUGGGCUUAGGCCCUCUCCUUCCUUCUCCUUCCCGUUCUCCACGGCUCUGCAAUGGCGGGCAACACGGACAACCUGCAGAAAGCAAUAGGCCUUGCUAGUAAGGCAGCGCAAGAAGAUAAAGCAGGAAACUACGAGGAAGCCUUCCGUUUGUACCAACAAGCUGUGCAGUAUUUUCUCCACGUCGUUAAAUAUGAAGCACAGGGUGAUAAAAUGAAACAAAGCAUUAGAAUGAAAUGUGCAGAAUACUUGGACAGAGCAGAGAAGCUGAAAGAGUAUCUGAAAACCAAAGGAAAAACUGCACCAAAACCAGUUAAAGAGUCUGGUCCUACUGAUGGAAAAGGGAAUGACAGUGAUGGGGAAGGGGAAUCAGAGAACCCUGAAAAAAAGAAGCUACAGAAUCAACUUCAAGGAGCAAUUGUCAUGGAGCGACCAAAUGUCAAAUGGAGUGAUGUUGCUGGCCUUGAAGGUGCCAAAGAAGCGCUUAAAGAAGCAGUGAUCUUGCCCAUUAAAUUUCCACACCUGUUUACAGGAAAGAGAACACCCUGGAGAGGAAUCCUUCUGUUUGGACCACCAGGAACAGGGAAGUCUUACUUAGCAAAAGCUGUGGCAACAGAAGCAAACAACUCUACCUUCUUCGCCGUAUCUUCCUCUGACCUUGUCUCAAAGUGGCUAGGUGAAAGUGAAAAAUUAGUGAAAAACUUGUUCCAGCUUGCUAGAGAAAACAAACCUUCCAUUAUCUUCAUUGAUGAGAUUGAUUCCCUCUGUGCAUCAAGAGGUGAAAAUGAAAGUGAGGCUGCUAGACGAAUAAAAACAGAAUUUCUAGUCCAGAUGCAGGGAGUUGGUACUAACAAUGAAGGAAUCUUGGUCUUAGGAGCAACAAACAUACCCUGGGUUUUGGAUUCUGCUAUCAGGAGAAGGUUUGAGAAGCGUAUUUACAUUCCUUUACCUGAUGAACAUGCCAGGGCUGCUAUGUUCAAACUUCACCUUGGGUCAACUCCAAAUCUCCUACAGGAAGCAGAUUAUCGAGAGCUUGGAAAGAGAACGGAUGGCUAUUCUGGUGCAGAUAUAAGCAUCAUUGUACGGGAUGCACUGAUGCAGCCUGUUAGAAAAGUGCAAUCAGCUACUCACUUCAAAAAAGUAAAAGGAUCAUCAGUAUCUGAUCCAAACAGAACGGUGGAUUUGUUCACCCCCUGCUCUCCAGGUGAUCCUGAAGCCAUAGAAAUGACAUGGAUGGAGGUCCCAGGUGAUCAGCUACUGGAGCCUCAAGUUUCCAUGGGUGAUAUGCUCAGGUCGCUAGCUAGCACAAAACCAACAGUUAACGAACAGGACCUGGAGAAGUUAAAGAAGUUUACAGAAGACUUUGGGCAGGAAGGUUAAACCAAAGGAGUUUGGCAGAAAAGCAUUAGUAAUAACCCUUAAGAUUCCACAUGUCAAGGCUGGCAAAGUACAGAUAAUCCUUAGAGAAUGUAUGGGGAGGUAUUUUGGGAAAUAAUGUGUUUUCACACGCGAGGAGACUUUCACAGAUGUCUCAGAUCCAGGCUUUCCAGUGGUCAAUGAACUCAGAACCCCGCUGAUAACUAUUGCAUAUAGAUUACAUUGAUUUAGUGCUUAAGCUUCGAGAGAAGGCUGGCACUUUAGCAUAGAAGUAGCACUUUCAGUGGUCUUUUCCUGGAGAGCUAAGAAGUGACACGUGCCUGAAUGUUAACUUACAACACUAAGCACUGAGGUUUGUGCCUUGUAAGUUCUCCCUGGCUGUACGUACGAAAAAUCAUCAGGAUACCUACAGUACUGCCGUGUUCCACUGUCAUUGUUCAACUCUGGCCUGCAUAUGCUUUGUUUAUCUUGCAUUAAAAGAAAAUUUGCACAUUUGGGUGUAUGUGUAUGUUACAUGUACAUAUGCAAAUAGCUGAUCAUCUUCUGGUGGGCUUUGGUUUCCUUUAUGUACAUAUUUUGUGUGCUUUAUGAAUCAUAGGAUGGGUGAAAUCUGCUGUAUUUAAAUGAAGUAAAAUGUUACAGUACAACAUCAGGUAUGUUCUUUCUUUCUUCCAUGUUAUAUUCACAUAUUUGCUGCUUGAUCUUGGGUUUUGGUUUUAGACUUUGGUUUCUAUGUUUUGAACAGCUAAGCAAAGGACUUUAGUUGAAAUGUCUUUAAUCUGCAAGGUGCUGAGCUUUUGUUUUACUGUUGUGACUCUUUCCAAAAUGGUUGAGUUAGAGCUUUACCUUUGUCUCGCUUUGGAAGAUGUAAAUGUCAAUCAGUGAACUGUAAAUCUUUUUGUGGACCUUUGGGGUGUGGCAGGGGGAUGAUAAGAAUUCCAGUGUAGGUGCAGACAGCUGUGGCUAGUAAACUUAAUCCUUGUUGCAACAGGAUUUUCCUAUCUGCCUCCUGUGAAUGCUUCAGACGUGAGCCACAUAUUGGCAGGGCUCUCACUCAGAGGUUUGAAGCUGCUUUGUGAAGUCCUUGCCUCUUGACCCUUUUUUUACUGCAAUCUUAAAAUUCUCAGGAAUGCUUUGGUUUUAUUUGCCCCUGUGGGUUUCCAUAAGCUUAAUUCUAUAUUCUCUUAUCAUUAAUGGUGGAAAAAAGUAUGCUCUGUUUUAAAUUAACAUUUUGCUGAUUGCUGAGUUGUGGGAUGACAUUUGGAACAGAAGCAUUAAUGUCUGAUGUUUCAAGUUGGUUUUAGAAAUGUAUUCCAAAUAAACAUGGCUGCUACAAGGACAACCUUUUGGCUUGCUGUCUUUGUAAAUGAGAAUAAAUUAAUACAUAUUCCAGAGCUUCUUA
Messenger RNA from Dryobates pubescens (Downy woodpecker), 2923 nucleotides. It is a transcript of the gene VPS4B, whose product is annotated as vacuolar protein sorting 4 homolog B. Gene Ontology annotation, molecular function: ATP hydrolysis activity; ATP binding. The record is from RefSeq and is a predicted model, not a curated record. Gene Ontology annotation, biological process: vacuole organization; endosomal transport. NCBI's taxonomy places the organism in Eukaryota, Metazoa, Chordata, Aves, Piciformes, Picidae. The transcript has 12 exons. Bases 199 to 1524 code for a protein of 441 amino acids.